This is a messenger RNA of Stylonychia lemnae, 981 nucleotides long. Lineage: Eukaryota; Ciliophora; Spirotrichea; Sporadotrichida; Oxytrichidae. The record is from the annotation of a GenBank genome assembly.
AUGAAGGGGCUAAGAACAUUGGUGCUAGAGGAGGAUCUGACUAUGGUCCAGGUAUCUACGAAAUUUAGAUUUAUUUUUCAUGUUUUAGAUUCAUUCAGAAGGUUUGUGAAAAAGAUAGGUGUGAUCAGGAAUCCUGAAUAUUAAGUAGAUAUCUCUAAAGGCUUACCAAAAAUAUCUGACUAUGGCAACAUAUAGAUAGAUACUCUUCCUGGCUAGCCCAAAGCAUAAAUAUAGGAAUUACUUAAAAAACUUUAGUAGAAAGUAGAGUUAUGCAUAAAGAGGGGAAAUAUUCCUUUUAUUAUUGGAGGGAGUAGAGAUUUAUUCGGAGCAGUCUCUGAUGCUUUACAAAAAGAAAAAUAAGAAUCGAGAAAUGCUUACAUUUCAAUAAGUCAUAGAUUAGAUGUGGAUGAGUCGACUAAAGAUCAUAUUCCCCAAUAAACUACGAAUAAGCGUUAUCUCUUGGAAAAGAUGAUGGCUCGAAAGAAUGUACUCUAUGAGUUUGGAACUCAUGGUGUGAAAACCAGCCAAGAAUAAGUAGAAUUCUUUUAAGAAAGGAACCCUGAGGGGCAUAUUGAAUGGAUGAACCAAAUUAGAAAAGUCUAGAUGCAGCCAAAUGGGCAUUACUAUACCUAAGCUGGACAGAAGUUUUACUAGCUCCUAGUUGAAAAGAUUAAUAAAGAUGUGAAUGUAGAUUAAGUAUAUGUUAGCUUUAACCUUGAAAGUGUAGAAGCUGCAGUAGGUGUUACGACUAAUAACACUGCAGGUGGCUUUACAAGUGAAGAAGCAAUCGAAAUAAGUUACUUAGCGGGACUAUUUUCCCAUAAGCUAGUUGCUAUAGAUAUUAGUGAGUACAAUCCAUUUGUCGAGGAUUGGAGAACUGGCAGAUUAGUUGCAACAAUGUUCUACUAUUUCGCCUUAGGGUUGAGUUAGAGAUUACAAGAACCUGUAGAAUAAGUAAAUGUUGAUUUCAUCACUUAAUGA